AUAUUGGUUGUCACUCCUCCUAUUCAACGCGCUGCUGGGCUGGGCCGGUUCUCACUCACUCGAUCGACACAAAUAAACACAAGGAAAACGUCUUGAAACCGGGUUGAAAAGUUUCACAGUCCGUCUCGUUUUUGGCGUGGUUUCUGUGUUCUUACAUUCGUUUCGGAAUUUACCGUGUAGGCUAUAGGCUAUAUUCGGGUGUUUUCGAGCCGAGUCAAACACGGACACGCGACGCUUGUGAAACUUUUGCGUGCGCAACGACACUGGAAGACGAAAUGGGGGAAAAUGAAGUAAAGACGGAGAAUACAGAGCAAAUGCAGGAGUCUCACGCUUCAAGCUCAGACAAAAUCGACUUGUCAUUAGAUGACAUUAUAAGGCUGAAUAAGAAAGAGGAGAAGGCGAACAGAGCUAAAAGUAAACGUGCUUCUAACAGGAGUAACGUCUUGAAGAAACUCAACCAAGUUCCACAGCAGCAGCAGAGGGGACUCAGGCAAGGCCAGCAGCGGUACCAAGGUCCUGGUGGGUUGAGAGGUUUGAGAGGUUUGAGAAGACAAAGGGGAUCCGCGAGAGGAAUGGUGUCGAGAGGGGGUUCACUAAACAGAGCCGCUGCCGCUACCACGAUCGAUGGACAGUUUGAUCAGACCACAUUCACAUCGAGGGGGACAUUCAGAGGACGGGGAAGAGGUAGAGGAAGAGGAGCCGGACUGAGCAGGGGUGCAAUGUCAGCAAGAGGACAAAGGGGUGGAAGACCAUUUGUAUUAGACAGAGGGUUUUCUGCCACAAAAAUGGCUGAGAAAUUGCAAAAGUAUCAGAAAAUAAGAGGAAGUCAAAGAACAGCACCAUCUGGCUCAACACUGACAGUUUCCCUGCCAAAUGCUAAAUCUGCACCUGUCGCUGUGAAGACACCUAUUCAGGCUAGGAGGGGUGGGGUGUUAAGGGGCAGAUCUAGAGGAGUUGGUACUUCUUUACCUAAGGGGAUUCCUCUGCAAUUUAACUACAAAGCAACCACCAACCAGACUUCCGUAUCCCUCAAUGACCGAUUCACUGACCUGAGUUUCAGUUGGCGAGGAUGGGGAAGGGGCAGUGGAAGAGGAGCUGUUCGAGGAGGCGGAGGAAGAGGAAACACUGUUAGGGGUGAACGAGGCAGAGGGAGAGGAAACACUGUUAGGGGUGAACGAGGCAGAGGGAGAGGAAACAUUGCGGGGGCUGGAAGAGGCAGAGGAAGAGGAAACAUUAUAGGUGCUGGAAGAGGAAGAGGAAACAUUGCGGGGGGUGGAAGAGGCAGAGGAAGAGGAGGGGUUGGUGUGACAAGAGGAGGACGAGGCUUGACAAGGGGGAGGGGAGAAUCAAGAGGAGCUGGUCGAACAGUAAUUCUUCAGUGAUUCGAAUAACCAUUGUUCAAUUUAAUGAAUUAGUGGAGUUUACUGUUAGUGACGCACCAAUAUUUUGGCAACCAAAAUUAUUUUUUUAACUAUUUGAAUUUGAAACAUCCCAAGCAUUAAAAAAAUAAAAAAUAAAAAAAUCAGUUUUGACCAAAAUAGUUUUGGAGGGAUUUGCUAUCACAGGACUAAAUUAAAGUUUAAAAUAUAUUAAAAUAUAAAAAAUGUUGUAAAUUGUAAAAAUAUUCCAAUUUACUGUAUUUUUAAUAAAAAUAAAUGCAGCCUUGGUGGACAUGAGAGAAUUAUUUAGAAAACAUGAAAAGAUCUUACAGACCACAAACUUUUGAACGGUAGUGUACAACAUAGAGAAAAAUAUCGAAUAUAUCUGAAUACAUCAGGUAUAAUCAAAAAACGGAACCGGUGAUUAUUUCCUACGAACAACAUGGAUAAGGUACAACAGUUACAACAUUGCUGCAAAAUGGAUGCUCUUCAUCAUGAACAAAAAUAUUGUUAGUGUAACAUGUAAAAGAUUUAGACUGAUAUAUCAAGAGUUGGCUAGUUGCGGAAGUUUAUGGCGACUGGUUUAAUUUAUCGCCCUAACCAUGACACCCUGAGCAGCAUAAGGAGUUUGAUUACCAAGAUUUAAUCAACAAAACUUUUCGAUUUCAGUUUUGGUUUUCAGCUAAAGGAAAACGUCUUGGUUACUUAUGUAACCCUUGUUCCUUGGAGGAGGGAUCGGAGACAUAGUCGAUGUGUCGACUGAUUGGGAUCACGCUCGAGAGCCUGUCAUCUUCAAGUACUGUUAAAACGAGCCAAAUGUAAUUGUCGUGACUCGUGCGUGAAAUGCUUUACACACUCCGUUCCUGCGGUGGGGGAAUAAAUACUGAAGUGGAUGCACGCACUAGUUAUUUUUCGUUGAGGAGCCAAACGUAACUCGGAGUCAGCGGUGGUCCAGCAAUAGUGGCGAUGGGACUAUGUCUCCGUUCCCUCCUUCAGGGAACGAGGGUUACAUAAGUAACCGAGACACACCCUUUCAGUCGCUCACAUUCAACUUAAUUGACGUUUUGACUGAUUAGCAUCCCAAUUAAAACGCCAUCUAGUGCUACCACCUUCCAGUGCCUAGACAAAAGCCCCGCAAAUUAAGGUGGGGAAGGGACAGGGUUAGGUAGGGAAGUCACUGCUGUUCCUACAGGACCACUGGGAAAGCAGAAGGGACGCUGUGGAAGCCACAUCCUGCCGGAAAGGAGGUAAAAUGUGGAGAAUAUACAUUAUACAACUGGGUGGAUGACCGGGCAGUACAACAUAUGGAACGUCACUGGGGUGGCUCCAGCCUAUGACAGUGGGGAGACUCAAACGAACAGUGAUGGCAGAGCAGACUCUGCCAAAGGAAGACACAGGCUCGCUGCAGGGAGCCGUACCGUGGAAGAAUACACAUAUGGGAUCGAAGAUGACAGGCUCUUUAAGCGUGAUCCCAAUCAGUCGACACAUCGACUACAUCGAACGUGAGCGACUGAAAGGGAACUUUAAUUACAGUUUCAGUAAGAAACACACAAGAAGAUAAUCAGAGCAAAACACUUCAUUUAAAACUUUACCAUAAUUUAACAAAACCCAAUUUUGACAGUGUAAGGCACACACAUGGUUCAUAUAAUCUGAUUUUAUUUGAACCUCUUAAACACUGCUGUGCUAAAUUUGAAACGCUUGUGAGAUUUAGAUUUUUUCAGAAAUAUUUGAGUUACAUGAAUAUAUUGACCUAAUACAACACCAAUACUGCACUUUGAGCAAAAUAUUUCUCUCCACAUUGUAAAAUCAGUCAAAAGUUAAUUUUGCCCUGAAAAUCAGAACAUAUUCUAAAUAGUACAUAAAUAACAAAAACAUUUGUGGAGACAAAAACCUAAGCAUCAUCCCUUUGCCUAGCUGUAUCAGGCCAUAGCACUUUGUCCACAUCACAGGCUACAGUAUGUCCUCUCUCGCAAGCCUUGAAUGACGUUGCAUCCUUGCAUCAAUUGGGCAAAAAAAAUCUCCUCAGUGGUGUUAAGGAAGGGAGAGAAUGGUGUGAGGUCUUGGAGUAAAAAUUGUGAAUCAUGAAACCAGUUUUGGACCAAAGCAGAUGAGUAAAAAAAAAAAAAAAAACAUUGUCCCAAAUGAAAAUGUUUCUCAUCUGCUCUUCAUUCAUUUGGUCGUCUGCUGUGACAAUGUUGUGUAGUCUAUCUAAAAUGUGAGUAUGCUGGCUGUGUUGUCAGGACCUAAAGUUGCAAUGCAGGUGGAGGAUCCCAUUCUGUGUGAUUGCAUCACACAUUGUGAUGUUACCACCACAUUGGCCCGGUAUAUUCAAAAUUGCUCUGUGGUCAAUGAUGUUUCUCCAUUCUUACUUUUACUCUGAAAAAAAGACAACAUUGUGUAGUUCAAUAUAGGUCUACUGUAAAUUUACAUGUAAAAAGGUUCUAUGUGCAGUGCACUAUACUGAGGUGUACAUUACUUACCUCGAAAUAUUCACAGGAAGCACACAAAUAUGGAAUACAGGGAAUGGGUAAUGAAAAGUGCUGAUGGAAGUCAUUAAGUAUAGGCUACAUUGUACUGAUUGUACUGUAAACAGUAGAGAAAAGUUGUUUGUUUUUUUUUCACCUUGUGCUCUUGUCGAAAUAUCAGAUGUAUUAGCAACAUUGUAUCUGCUGAGGUUGGACUGAACUCUCUAUCCAGUCUCUCAAUGUCAAACUAUGGUUUACAACAAUGUUG
Molecule: messenger RNA, 4112 nt
Organism: Pimephales promelas (fathead minnow)
Lineage: Eukaryota; Metazoa; Chordata; Actinopteri; Cypriniformes; Leuciscidae
Biological process (GO): mRNA export from nucleus
Cellular component (GO): nuclear speck
Molecular function (GO): mRNA binding
Source: RefSeq, a predicted model, not a curated record